AUGAUUGAGACCACACGCACUCCAAGGCACGUCAAAGCACUGGUGCGAAGUAAGGCGAUGCAGAAUCGGAUGGGUCAACCCAUGGGGCAGAAUCCUCAGCAAGGCUUCCAACAUCUGCAGUACCCUAUGCAGGCUUCUCAGAUCCCUCAGCAGCCCGGCAUGGGCAUGGGCAUGGGCAACGGUGGUGCACAGCCAGUCGGUCCACAGCAACAAAUGUUCCAGAUGCCAAACGGUCAAGGACAGCCUCCGAACAUGAUGCAGAACCAAACACCGAACGGAAUGCCACAAGAACAAGCCAAGAUUGCCGCAGAGUACCGCAGGCUCAUGAUGACGGCCACACCGCAGGCCAAAGAGCAGGCACGAAGCAUUGUCCAGAACAAAUGGCCCGAUCGAUAUGCCCUGUGCCAGCAGAAAGGACAAGAUGCUGCCGAGUGGCUCUAUUCACAACAGGCCAUGAGCAAUGUCGCCAAAGCGAACGCCGCGCAGCGUGCGCAGGCUGGAGGCAUGCCGCCCAAUGCCAAUGCCGCUGGACAUCCCAUGAUGCAAGCCGGAAGAGGCCAGAUGAACCCAGGCAUGAUGACCCCUGGCGUCGCCCAGCAGGGCGUGGCCGCUGGAGGUGACAUUGUACAAUUCAGCUCAAACAUGGAGAGCAUCAUGAACCAGCAAAAGGCUGGAAUACUCGCUCAAGAGCAGGGUCAGAUGGUCGUUCCCGCCAAUACUGGUCCGGCCCGCAACGCCACUCCCCAACCGCACGCGGGCGCUCAAGGACAGCAGGGUCCAAACCAGACGCCUCGCCGCAACAUGCCCAGCAAGCUCAGCAGCAGCAACCACCCUUCAACAUGCAGCAGGCUCAGCAGCAGGCCAUGGCGCAACAGCAGGCGCAGCAGCGAGCGCAGCAGCAGGCCCGUCAGUUGCAAGCAGCUGAGUGAGACUAUGAACAGGUGGCAAGAGCAGCGACAAAAGCAGCAGCUACAGGCCAUGGCGCAAGCUGGCAAGGCCCCUGGUCAGAUGCAAAACCGGCCUGGGCAACCCGGUCAGUUCAACCAGCAGAAUGGUGUCAAUGGGAUGGGUAUGCCCAACGGCGGUGGGCAACAGACCCCGGGCGGUGGCCCAGGCAGCGCCCAGAUGCUUGCUGCGCAACAAGCGAUGCUCGCGCGCGUCCGUCAGAACCAGCCCAUCACUCCCCAACAACAGAACGCCAUGGACGGCAUGGAUGUACCGCCGCAGGUGCUCAUGGGCUUUACUAAUCAGUUCCGUCUCAACCCCGAGGUGCGCAAGUGGCGGGAGCUCAAGGCCUGGAUGGCACAGAACCAAGUUCCUCAGCAGACGAUGGAGCAGGUGGAGAAGUACCAGCGUCAGCAAUUCGCAGGCCAUAUGCAGAAGCAAAUGGAGCGUAGGACGCUCCAGGCGCAGCAGCAGCAGCAACAUCAGCAGCAGCAGCAGCAGCAGCAGCAACAGCAGCAGCAGCAGCAACAGCAGCAACAGCAGCAACAGCAACAGCAGCUAAUGCAGCAGCAACAACAGCAAUUGCAACAGCAGCCGCCGAUGAUGCAGCAGCCUCAACUCCCCUCAGCAACAACCACCCCAGCAGCAGGGCGGCAUGCCACCAGGAGAUCCGAGACAAGCAGCCCAAGGCGGCGAAGUUGCCAUUCCGAACAGAUUCGGAGAUUCAUCAUUACUCAGCGCCAGCGACAACACCAGGAGAUGGUGUUGCGCCAGCAGCAACAGCAGAAUGCCAUGGUGGCUUCACGCUCGACCCCAGGUAUGCCUGGUCCCGGACCACAGCAGCAGCCCGGCCAGGGUAUGCAGGGACCAGGUGUUCCUGCAACCACAACACAGCCUCAGAAUGUGCAGGCCGCGCAGGCCGCACAGCAACGGCAGCAGAAUGCUGCAGCCGAGUCGAAGGCACCUGCCAGCGCUGCGGCUCGAGCCGCUAAUGCUCCCAACGCAAACCGAGCUGGUCCGAACAAGGCUGCUCAACAGCCAACCCCGUCCCCUGCGGCGGCGCGAAAGAACCUCAAGCGACCCAGCCCUGACGAUACGGCCGAUGCGGCCCCUGCGACCGCCCAACAGCCAACUCAGGCACCCGGUCCCCAGCGCCAGCAGAUGCCGGUGAAGAUGCCACAGUUCACUGCAGAGCAGUUGGCCUCCAUGACACCGGAGCAAAGGGCAAAGCUGGAGCAGCUCAGGAGAGCCCAGUCGCAGUCACAAGAGAACGUCUGGUUUGAGCGUCUCAAGCAGAUCGGCCAGGAAGAGCAAAGAAGCGCGGCUCAAGAUGUCAUGGCCGACAUUCCCAUGUCAGCCGAGGAGAGACAGCAGACUCUGUCCAAGCUCCAGUCGACCAUGGGUCAUAUGGGCCGGGUUGGCAAGGUUCUCGGCAAGUGGUUUGCGCACACACGAGAUGAGACGAGAGCUCGCAAGUAUUUCAGCAUGCGACUGCGCCUUAUCAGGCAGUUUGAAGAUGGCGACCAGAUGCAAAGGCCAAAAGACACAUUCAGCCUUCGCCAGUCCGAGCUCGACGACGUGGUGAAGCUGUUGGAGAGUAUGGUCAAGGACAUUAGCAACAAGCGGGCGCCCGCAGGCGCGCCGCCCCAAGGACAGACCGGCGGCAACCCGCCUGCGCCGUUGAGUGCGGCCAACUUGGAGAAGCAGACGCAAGCUCUGAACAAGAUGCACAAUCGAUCCAACAGCAAGAGUGGCCAGGCGCCAGCCGCACCUACAACGAGCCAGCCGCCGUUCCAGCUUGGUGCCCAAUCGCCACAUGGACAGCCAGCCUACGUGGGCAAGCCCACGGUCAACCGAGACAACCUGCAGCUGCCUCCUCGGAAGAAGACAAAGACGGGGACCGAGCAUCCGACGCCUCCCAACCCAUCACAGGCCACGCCGUCCCCGCAAAUCAGCAAGACGUCGUCCCCAGAGGUCAAGCGGCAACCUGAGGUUAAAGCACCGCCUCCUGCGCCCCCCAAGCCGGCCUUCCUGUGCAGCGAGCCCGACUGUGAAAUGGCCAGCACUGGCUUCCCUUCGGAACAGGCUCGACAGGCGCACAUUCAGGAGGAGCACGUCAAGCCGCUCGAGGACCCCAUCAAGUUCAUGCAAGAGAACCUUGCUGAUUACCUUGGCCUCGACUCGAACGGGCGGAUCGUCGCUGACGCGCAGGCGGCGGGCGCAGUUCCGAUCAAGCAGGGACUGACGCCAGUCAGUACGGCGGCGACGCCCAUGUCUCGUGACGUCUCGAUGCAGCGGACGGCCAGCAAGGUUGGCGGCAAACUGGCCGUCAAGGGAGCCAAUGCGAAGGCCGGGGCCGACAAGGCGGGCGAAGCUGUGGCAUCUGGCGCCGUGCCCCAGGCGACGAUGGACCCCUGGGCCAACACGGUGGACCCGUCGACGCUGUUCCAGAAGUUUGGUACCUUUGAUUUCGGCAUGAACGGGGCCAUGACCAACAUGAGUGUCUACCGGGCGCUGACACCAAACGACACGCCCGAGUCGAGCAAGGACAGCGGGCUGUCGGAGCCCAACAGCGAAAUAUCGGAAAAUGCCGGCCUCGACAUUGACAUAAACUGGCAGAGCAUGGACGCGGAGCUGCUUAUGGAUAUCGACAAGAUUAACAUGGACGGGCUUGAAACGCUGCAAGACGGCGGGAUGCAGUUCGACGCAAGCAUGUUUGGCGAGUCCAUCUCGAUUGAGCAGUACCCGGACUGGGAUGAUGUGCACGUGGACUUUGACAAGCCGGUGCAGCUUGACGCUAGUCUGUACGGGAUGGAUGUGUAG
Messenger RNA from Verticillium dahliae VdLs.17, 3768 nucleotides. RefSeq lists its product as uncharacterized. The record is from RefSeq and is a predicted model, not a curated record. The transcript has 5 exons. Lineage: Eukaryota; Fungi; Ascomycota; Sordariomycetes; Glomerellales; Plectosphaerellaceae. The coding region runs from base 1 to 3768 and encodes 1255 amino acids.